Astrephomene gubernaculifera is the source of this 2515-nucleotide messenger RNA. The record is from the annotation of a GenBank genome assembly. NCBI's taxonomy places the organism in Eukaryota, Viridiplantae, Chlorophyta, Chlorophyceae, Chlamydomonadales, Astrephomenaceae.
CGUAUUACGCCAGUGCCUGUAUGCCCAUAUCUUCCCCAUCCCUGCUUUUGUUUUGCAACUCUUUUUUCACUUGGCGAACAGUAACAAGACUAACAACCAAUCCGAAGUCGAUGUGGCGUCAACAAUUUAUCCCAGCUAAAUUUUGAAGGAUCAUCUGCCUCCUUACAAGAUCAAGCAUAUAAGCGUGCUUCAUCAGCUGGAUGCAAAUCCUCGAUGGUUGGAGGAGCCCUAAUUGCGACCACUAGCUAGCCAUCCGACAAUCCGAGCGGCGACCAGCGCUCGACCAGCGCCUUCGCGCAAUAUGGACCACUCACACGCAAAGCCACAACCAAAGAAGCGCGUUCUGGUGGUCGGAGCAGGGGCAGCAGGGAUCUCUUGCGCAUGGAGUCUGUCGCGCCAUCCGGAUCGCUUUGAGGUCGAGGUCUGGGAGGCACUGCCGGUGCCAGGAGGGGUGGCAUCGUCGUGCACAGUCAAAGAUGGUAAGUGCGUCAUUAACGACCAGGUGCAAGGCGGCGCCCCUUCCUACCGCCACAACCUCCGGCUGCUCGAGCUGUUCGGGUUCAAACCCUCGCGAGUGCACAUGCGCAUCGCCUUUGGGGUGGGCGACGAACAAUGGACCAACCACAGCCCAAGCGCGCUGACCGCCCGCCUGCAACCCGAGAUCGCCCGCUUCGGCCGCGUGCUGAGGUGGAUACACCGGUUGGAGCCCAUCUUCGUGUUCGUACCCAUAGACCGGCUGCUGCGCCUGCUGCGCUUCAGCGCCCGCUUCCGCCACGCCAUGGUCUUCCCGCUGGUGGCGCUGUUCUUCGGCACAGGCAACCAGACGCCGCACGUGAGCGCCGCGGUGGUGGCGCGCGUGUUUCUGGACCCGCAGCUGCGCCUCUUCGAGUACUGCCCGCAGCGACUGCUCAACAGCGUACCGGAGAUGUUCGCAUUCCCGGUUCUGGAGGAGGUGUGGGGCACCAUUGCGCGGCAGUCGGGAUUUAAGAUGUGCUGCAGCAGGCCUUUGGCCCGGCUGGUCCGCACCCCUGCGGGCGGUGCUGGUGGUGCUGGCGGUGCUGGCGGUGCUGCUGGCGGCGGUGCUGGUGGUGGUGGGGGCUGCAUCCAGGCCACGGACGCGGCGGGGGCGACCGCUGUGUUUGAUGAGGUGGUGUUCGCUUGCGAUGCGGAGACGGUUCUGCGCACGCUGCACAACCCCUCCUGGCUAGAGCGGCUGCUGCUGCGCAACGUGCGCUACUACACCGACUACUGCCUCACCCACCAGGACGCAGCCUACAUGGCCGACAUGUACGACAUACGGCCCGAGCAGCGGGACAACUACUUUGUACGGACGUACCCGGGGCGCGAUGCCGACAAGAUCGAGAUGAGCUUCAACCUCUGCACCUACCAGCCACACCUUAAAGCGUCCGGCGUGUCCGACAUCUUCCAGACCUACUUCCUGGACGCCUCGCAGCGGCGGCUGUGGAGCGACGCGCAGGUGGCCCCCGACAAGGUGCUGGCGGGCCGCUGGAUGCGGCAGUUCGCGCACACCUGGACGCACUUUGCGCUCUGGGUGCCCUGGGUCCGCUUCAUCCAGGGCACACGCCACACCUGGUACUGCGGCUCCUACACCCUGGUCAACACGCAGGAGAUCGCGGUGAUUUCGGGUCUGGCGGCGGCAGAGCGGCUGGGUGCGGACUACCCCUUCCCAGAUGACCCGCUAGCAGCCCGGCAGUUCGACAACUACCUGGCCGUGGUUCAUGGGGCGCGCAGGCGGGGCAGCAAGGGGAGCAGCAGCCGGGAGCAGGGGAGUAGCAGCCGGGGUUGGUGGGGCUGGUGGGCUGGGUGGUGGGGGCUGGGGCGGGAGAAGACGGCUGCGUGAGGCGCCGGUGAGAGAGAAAGCGCGGUAGGAGCGUAACUGCGGGCGAAGGGGGAGAUUCCUAGGCAGCUUCUUUUGGGGUGCGUGUCGGUGCAGGGCUUCCAGGAGUUUAACGGAUGUGGGCUCAGAGGACGGGGACCUUUCACCGGCAUGUGACGCGUGUGGGUUGGCCUACACGCAGGAGGCCCUUGUUGACACCGGGGGCAAAGGGCGUCUCGUAACCAUACCUUACACACGGUCAGCGGAGGCGGACCAGGGUAGCAACUGGUUGUGGUAGCCGGGGGGCUGGCGUAAGCCAGCAAGUACCUUCUGGCCUCAGGGCAGCUUGCGGAAAGGGAGGAAGCGAGGAAGGGUGACAGGGAAGCAUCGGGAGCGCGAAGUCGUCCAAGAUGUUGACUUGACGACUCCGACCGUUAUGCCUACCUUGACGACGCUACACAAAGCUCGACAUAUCCGCGCAAGGAGUGCAUUGCUGUGUAAAGGAUAUUUGGAUGGUGGUGACGUAAGUGGUGGCUGAUCAUCUUAGCGUCGCAUGUCGGGCCCACUAAGCCAGUGGAUCCUAUGUCCACUGGGAUAGUGGAACGUUGCCCACUAAAUUAGUGACCUGCAAUACAUUUUCCUUUUGCUGUAUUAUAAUUUGUAAUAAUGGGACUUAUA